Hordeum vulgare subsp. vulgare (domesticated barley) is the source of this 929-nucleotide messenger RNA. Its product is annotated as oil body-associated protein 2A-like. NCBI's taxonomy places the organism in Eukaryota, Viridiplantae, Streptophyta, Magnoliopsida, Poales, Poaceae. The coding region runs from base 46 to 792 and encodes 248 amino acids. The transcript is spliced from 2 exons. The record is from RefSeq and is a predicted model, not a curated record.
CCCAGCACAGCAGUACGGGCCAACGAGCCGACUCCCGAUUCAUCAAUGGCGUCUAGCGACGAGAAGCCUGUUCCGACGCCGGCCUCAACCGGAGGCGACGGCGGGCCGGCGGGGAAGCCGACGACCACGUCGACGAUGCUGCUCGACAAGGGCGCGGCGGCGCUGCAGUCGCUCCGCCCCGUGAAGCAGAUCAAGCAGCACGUGUGCACGUUCGCCCUGUACGCGCACGACCCGCACCGGCAGGUGGAGACCCACCACUUCGUCUCCCGCCUCAACCAGGACGUCCUCCAGUGCCCCGUCUACGACUCCGACGACAAGCACGCCCGCCUCAUCGGUGUGGAGUACAUCGUGUCUAGGAAGAUCUUCGAGUCGCUGCCGGCGGAGGAGCAGAAGCUGUGGCACUCGCACGCGCACGAGAUCAAGACGGGGCUGUGGGCGAACCCGUGGGUGCCCAGCAUGCUGGGGAAGGCGGAGCUGGACCACAUGGCCGGCACGUUCGGCAAGUUCUGGUGCACCUGGCAGGUCGACCGCGGCGACCGCCUGCCGCUCGGCGCGCCCGCGCUCAUGGUGUCGCCGCAGGCGGAGCGCGUCGGCGCCGUGCGCCCGGACCUGGUGAGGAAGCGCGACCAGAAGUACAGCUUCUCCACGGAGGAGCUCAAGGCCGCCAGGGCCGACGUGGAGGUGCCGGCGGAGCCGCGCCCGGGCCAGGCCGACUACUGGGUCCGCCACCACAAGGGCUUCGCCGUCGACGUCGUGCCGCACGAGAUGAAGCGCCACGCGCCGUUUCCGUGAGCGACCCCGUUCCUCGGCGCCAGAAGCGUCAGCACAAGUGGGGUAGAGCGCUUCCGUGUUAGUGUGUGAAACUGUGCGCUUUGUGUAGUUGCGGGCAGAGGUAGCGCCGAGUAAUAAAAAUCAUCUACUGAAUCAUC